AAUCAUUUACAAAGUUCAAGUUUUCACAGAAUAUUUAUUGUGACAACACUCCAGGUGUUGCUAGGUCUCUGGGAUAUCACAGCAUUACCUUGUAUUAGCUAGCAAAAGAGAGAGAAGCUUUGUUUGGAUUAGCACAUAAACCCUCUCCAUCCUGCGUACCUAUUGUUUUCUCAGUAAUUUGCAGUUUGGGUUCCUGGAUAUCACAAACUCUGCUUACAGUGCCUGAAGGUUCUCAAACCAUGGCCAGACACUUCAUCUUGUGCUUCAUCCUGCUAAGUACUCUGAUUGACAAGGGCCAAGGCUGCUUCUGUGAUCACUACCCAUGGACUCAGUGGUCCAGCUGCUCAAAAACCUGCAAUUCUGGAACCCAGAGCAGACAGAGACAAAUAGUAGUAGAUAAGUACUAUGAGGAAAACUUUUGUGAUCAAAUUUGCACCAAGCAGGAGACCAGAGAAUGUAACUGGCAAACAUGUCCUAUCAACUGCCUCCUGGGAGAUUACGGACCGUGGUCAGACUGUGAUCCUUGUGUUGAAAAACAGUCUAAGGUUAGAUCUGUUUUGCGUCCCAGUCAAUUUGGGGGACAGCCAUGUACUGAGCCCUUGGUGACCUCUCAACCAUGCAUUCCAUCUAAGCUCUGUAAAAUUGAAGAGGCUAACUGCAAGAAUAAAUUCCGCUGUGACAGUGGUCGCUGCAUGGCCAGCAAGUUAGAAUGCAAUGGAGAAAAUGACUGUGGAGACAAUUCAGAUGAAAGAGAUUGUGGGAGGACAAAGGCCGUAUGUCCACGGAAGUACAAUCCCAUUCCUAGCGUACAGUUGAUGGGCACUGGGUUUCAUUUUCUGGCAGGAGAGCCCAGAGGAGAAGUCCUUGAUAACUCUUUCGCUGGGGGAAUAUGUAAAACUGUCAAAAGCAGUAGGGCAAGUAAUCCAUACCGUGUUCCGGCCAAUCUGGAAAGUGUCAACUUUGAGGUACAAACUAAAGAAGAAGAUUUGGAAACAGAAUUCUACAAUGAUUUAACUUCUCUUGGACAUGAUGAAAAUAAAAAAACUGCACAUGUUAGUGAAGGGAAAGGCUCUUUUCAUGUACCAAUUUUUUAUUCCUCAAAGAGAAGAGAAACUGUCAACCAUAAUUCUGCCUUUAAACAAGCCAUUGAAGCUUCCCACAAAAAGGAUUCUAAUUUUAUUAGGAUCCAUAAAGUGAUAAAAGUCUUAAACUUCACAAUGAAAGCUAAAGAUUUGCAUCUUUCUGAUGUCUUUUUGAAAGCACUUAACCAUCUGCCUCUAGAAUACAACUUUGCUUUGUACAGCCGAAUAUUCGAUGACUUCGGGACUCAUUACUUCACCUCUGGCUCCCUGGGGGGUGUGUAUGACCUUCUCUAUCAGUUUAGCAAGGAAGAAAUAAAGAACUCAGGUUUAACAGAGGAAGAAUCCCGAAACUGUGUCCGGAUUGAGACAAAGAAACGUAUUCUAGGAUUUAAGAAAAAAAAAGUGGAACAUCGGUGCACCACUAACAAGUUGUCAGAGAAAUAUGAAGGUUCAUUUUUGCAGGGAGCAGAGAAAUCCAUAUCCAUGGUUCAAGGUGGAAGGAGUGAAUAUGCAGCAGCUUUGGCAUGGGAGAAAGGAAACUCUAAUCUGGAGGAGAAGGCAUUUUCUGAGUGGUUAGAAUCAGUGAAGGAAAAUCCUGCUGUGAUUGACUUUGAACUUGCUCCCAUUGUGGACUUGGUAAGAAAUAUCCCCUGUGCAGUGACAAGACGGAACAACCUCAGGAAAGCUCUUCGAGAAUAUGCAGCCAAGUUUGACCCUUGCCAAUGUGCUCUAUGCCCCAAUAAUGGCCGCCCCAUGCUCUCAGGGACAGAAUGUCUGUGUGUGUGCCAGAGCGGUACUUAUGGUGCGAACUGUGAGAGACGAUCUCCGGAUUAUAAAUCCACUGCAGUAGAUGGAAACUGGGGUUGCUGGUCUUCCUGGAGCUCAUGUGAUGCAACUUACAAAAGAGUAAGAACUCGAGUGUGUGAUAACCCUGUCCCGCAACAAGGAGGGAAACCCUGUGAUGGAGAGAAGCAACAAGAGGAAGACUGUACAUUUUCAAUCAUGGAAAGCAAUGGACAACCAUGCAUCAGUGAUGAUGAAGAAAUGAAAGAGAUAGAUCUUCCUGAGAUAGAAGCAGAUUCUGGGUGUCUUCAGCCAGUUCCUCCAGAAAAUGGAUUUAUCUGGAAUGAAAAGAAACUGUACUCGGUUGGGGAAGAAGUUGAAAUUUCGUGCCUUACUGGAUUUGAAGCUGUUGGAUACCAGUACUUGAGAUGCUUACCUGACGGGACCUGGAGACAAGGGGAUGUGGAAUGCCAACGGACAGAGUGCCUCAAGCCAGUCGUGCAGGAAGUCCUGACGAUCACACCAUUUCAGAGAUUAUAUAAAAUAGAUGAAACAAUUGAGCUAACCUGCCCCAAAGGCUUUGUUGUUUCUGGGCCAUCAAUGUACACAUGCAGGGGGAAUUCCUGGACACCGCCCAUUUCAAAUUCACUCACAUGUGAAAAAGAUGUUCUGACAAAAUUAAAAGGCCACUGUCAGCCAGGACAAAAACAAUCAGGAUCUGAAUGCAUUUGUAUGUCUCCAGAAGAAGACUGCAGCCAUUAUUCAGAAGAUCUCUGUGUGUUUGAUACAAACUCCAACCAUUACUUUACUUCAUCUGCUUGCAAAUUUCUGGCCGAGAAAUGUUUAAAUAAUCAGCAACUACAUUUUCUACAUACUGGUUCCUGCCAAGAUGGUCCACAGUUAGAAUGGGGUCUUGAAAGGAUGCGACUUUCAUCCAAUAGCACAAAGAAGGAAUCCUGUGGCUAUGACACCUGCUACGACUGGGAAAAAUGUCCAGCCUCCAUUUCCAAAUGUGUCUGCCUGUUACCCCCUCAGUGUUUCAAGGGUGGAAACCAACUCUACUGUGUCAAAAUAGGAUCAUCAACAAGUAAGAAAACAGUAAACAUCUGUGAAGUGGGAGCUGUAAAAUGUGCGAACUGGAAGGUGGAAAUACUACAUUCUGGGAAGUGUUUGGCCUAGCACAAUUACUGAUAAACAGAUUUACCAUCCAAAAGUAAUUCCUACUAAAGAGCAUUCUUGUACAAACAGCAUACUAGCAUGUCCAGAGUUAUUGACAGAAAUUUUUUUGUAUUAGUUGCACAUCAUUAUUCUCCCUUGACUCUUCUGUUUUGGCGUCCUCUGUCUAGUUCCAACUCACGACACUCUGAAUCAUAAUAACUUUCACAUAAGUCUAGUAAACAUUCCUGUUCACGUUGCACAAAAAAUGGGACAUCUGAGGACCUUUUGAAACCUGUGAUAGCAAGCAUUUUCACAAUGAGAAAUAUGAACAAAAACCAUAAUUUUUUUUUCAGUGAAUUAAUACACCGAAAUCUAUAGAACCUAUAGUACACAUUCUUGAAACCCAACCUUCAUGUAUUCAUUCAAGAAAUAAUUUCGGAGUGUCUGUAGGAUGUCAAGUACUAACCACAGGUCUGAGAAAUUAGCAGGGACUAAAACAGACAAAAGCACUCGCCUUCCUGAAGUGGACAUUCAUGUGGGGGUAGAUAUUCAGAACAUAAAAUAAGCAGGUAAAAUAUGUAGUAUGCUUGAUGGUGAUAAUUGCUGUGGAGAAAAUAAAACAGAAAAGGGUGAGUCCCAUCCUUAAUUCUCAUCUUAUACAAGGAGAUAU
Messenger RNA from Carlito syrichta (Philippine tarsier), 3693 nucleotides. It is a transcript of the gene C6, whose product is annotated as complement C6. The transcript is spliced from 18 exons. Gene Ontology annotation, molecular function: protein binding. Gene Ontology annotation, biological process: immune response. Lineage: Eukaryota; Metazoa; Chordata; Mammalia; Primates; Tarsiidae. Gene Ontology annotation, cellular component: membrane attack complex. The coding region runs from base 240 to 3044 and encodes 934 amino acids. The record is from RefSeq and is a predicted model, not a curated record.